Molecule: messenger RNA, 1967 nt
Organism: Micropterus dolomieu (smallmouth bass)
Lineage: Eukaryota; Metazoa; Chordata; Actinopteri; Centrarchiformes; Centrarchidae
Product: lysosomal-associated transmembrane protein 4B-like
Exons: 7
Coding region: 158-838 (226 amino acids)
Cellular component (GO): lysosomal membrane
Source: RefSeq, a predicted model, not a curated record
GCCGCUCACGGUGAUAACGGGCAGGUCGGAUCCUGGCCGUCAUUCCUUAGCGAGGACCGACUCUAACGCAGACCCUGAUAGGACCGCGGGACCUCUUUCUUUCACAAACACCGACGUCGUCUGUGAAUGCUCGCGCAGCUGUGAUAAAGCAGGCAAGAUGAUGAUCUCCCCGUGGAACCGCUGGUACUCUACAAGCUGCUGUCUGUGCUGCCAUGUCCGCACAGGAACCAUCAUCCUGGGGGUCUGGUACAUGCUCAUCAAUGCCGUGGUGUUACUCAUCCUGCUCACAGCACUCAGUGAUCCUGAGCAGUACCACCUGACCAGCGCUGAGUUAGCUAACGACCUGGAUGUCAUGGAUGACGCCAACAUGUGCAUCGCCUCAGCGAUCUCUCUGCUGAUGAUACUUAUAUGUGGGAUGGCAACAUAUGGUGCAUACAAGCUGCGUGCCGCCUGGAUCGUACCAUUUUUCUGCUACCAGAUAUUUGACUUUGCUCUCAACACCCUGGUCGCUGUCAGCAUUGUGGUUUACCCAAACACGAUACAGGAUUACCUGCAGCAACUGCCUGAUAACUUCCCCUACAAAGAGGAAGUUGCAGCUCUCAGUAAUGUGUGCUUGGUCCUCAUCGUGCUGCUCUUCAUCGGCUGUAUUCUCGGCUUCAAGGCUUACCUGAUAGCAUGUGUGUGGAACUGCUACAGAUAUGUGAGCGGCCGGGGUACUUCUGAAAUCCUGCUCUAUGUCACGACCAAUGACACCACGGUGCUGCUACCUCCCUAUGAUGACAGUGUCAGUGUCCCUCCCAAGCAAGCUCCUCCACUUUACACCACCGCGACAGCAUGAAAACAUUCCCAGCAUCCUGCUGAAUGGAACCUGCUGUUAAUAAAACCCCAGCAAAAUGUGUGCACCACACUGCCUCUCCAGUGUACAGUAUAUUCAUGGAUAUAUUGUUGCUACUCACACACAUUACAGUACACCCAUGAAAUAAUCUCACACCACCGUGACCUCUCAUCCCUUCCUGUUAUUUACUGAUGUUCUUGCUGUUACUCUUCCAUGUAUCCUUUCUGUUUCAGUGUUAUUCCAGAAAUGAUUUUUAUGCAUUUGAAACUUUGUGUAAUAAGGCACUAGAGAUAUAGAUGAUAGAUUCUAUAUAUUUGUAUUCAUUCUAUUUACGCUGUUUAUGUACCUGUAAUAGUAUUUUACGUGUCCUACCUUUGAUAGACAUGUAUAACUAAUGCACAGACGCAAAAAUGCUGAUCUUAUUGCCCACGGUAAUGAGUGAAGAGUCGUCACGUGUUUCCUGGCUGUCUUGUCUCUGCUCGUGAUCAGGGUUGGAUUGCCUUUAUUCGUAACUUGCUGUCUGAUGGGGUUGCCCUUUAAAGAUCCAUGUGUGACGUGUCACCUUCUCCCAAAGAAAUGCAUCUGCCUGUAUUCCGACAUGAUCAAAGAGCAACCUAGUGUAUAUCGAACAUAUCACUUUCUUUUACUGUUUUAGUCAACUGCAGACGGAAUUGUCUUGUGUUAUAAAUAAUCAGGAGUGUCGAGGUGUGCUGGUUGACCUUCGUAACUUUUAAAUGUAAUGUGUGUUUCUACUGAUUGACGCGAAAUGUUCUGGGCUGCUAUUGAUCUAUUUUGAUAGCACAGAAGUAGCACUGAUCUGGAAUCAGUUUGCUCUUUGAAGUUUUUAUGAAUGAGUUGCUUGAGGGGAACCUGUUGCAAUGACUCUAGAUUGGGUCUCUAUGUUCAGGAGCUCAAUAAAUAUGGACCCUGGGUGUGUUUUUUCAAUUAAGGGGAGCUAUGGGAGCCUCUGGUCUGUGUAAAGACACAGGUCUGUUCCACCAGAUGCAGUUAUUGGCAAGCUGCUCCCUGGACACAAAAUGUCCUGCAAGGACACAAAAGUCAAACCCGAGGUCUGCUGCUGUAUGACUAGAUGUGACAUUUAUUUGUCUAUUAAAAUCUAAUUUCACUUACA